Tribolium castaneum (red flour beetle) is the source of this 1789-nucleotide messenger RNA. Its product is annotated as saccharopine dehydrogenase-like oxidoreductase. Bases 432 to 1727 code for a protein of 431 amino acids. The transcript is spliced from 5 exons. Gene Ontology annotation, biological process: glycolipid biosynthetic process. Lineage: Eukaryota; Metazoa; Arthropoda; Insecta; Coleoptera; Tenebrionidae. Gene Ontology annotation, cellular component: mitochondrion; lipid droplet; plasma membrane. The record is from RefSeq and is a predicted model, not a curated record.
AUAAAAACUUGUUUCCGCAUUAUCACGUAGGUGUUUUCCCACCAACUUGUUUUUAAUAUUCUAAAUUUACGAUUGUUGCGUUUCUAUUCAUAGGUUGAUUUUUUUUCAAAUGAAAUAACAUAAGAGCACAAAUGUGCAAUAAUUUCCGUUCGUUUUUUCCUCAUAAUUGCUAUAAAUAUUGACCAUAAUUAUAGGAUUAUUAAACAAAUUAAUUCAAGUUUGUCAGGUUUGUGUAAAGUCAUGAAGUAAAGUUGUUGUUAACAUCAACGUGAAGGUUGUGUAAAAACAACUGUAAUUUUAACCUUAGAAGCGUCUUUUUAUCGAUUAUACUUGUACACUUUACAUUACUCAUCUAUUUUUGUGCAACUGGAUCGAUUAGUGUUGAUUUUUUCAAUGAUUCCGUUUUUUAAAUAAAAACUCGAGUGCUAGCAAUGUCAACAAACGCCCGAAAUUUGGACAUUGUAAUUUUCGGAGCGACCGGUUUCACCGGGAAACGGUGCCUCCCCCUGAUUGACAAAUUUUCAAAAAGGCUACAGUUAACAUGGGGUGUAGCCGGCCGUUCCGAAAGGAAACUCAAAGAGUUUCUCGACCAAUGCGGGCAAGAAAUUGGGACUUCCCUUGCAAACAUCCCAGUCAUUGUUGCCGACGUACAAGACCAAAAAACCCUAAACGAAAUGGCGCGCAAGGCCCGGAUUAUCAUAAAUUGUUGCGGGCCUUAUAGUUUUUUCGGGGAACCAGUGGUCAAGGCGUGCGUUGAAGAGGGCACCCAUCAUGUCGACAUCAGUGGAGAAGCCUACUACAUGGAAGCAAUGCAACUGAAGUACCAUUCACAAGCCCAGGAAAAGGGGGUUUACAUAAUCAGCGCUUGCGGCUUUGACAGCAUUCCGGCCGAUUUAGGGGUGGUUUUCUUGCAAAAAAAAUUCAACGGCACCUUGAACUCAGCAAUUACCAUUUUGGACGUGUGGGAGGAAGGGGAACCGACGCCAGGAUCGACGCUUAAUUUCGGGACUUGGGAGUCAGCUGUUUAUGAAUUGGGAUACGCUGGGAAAUUGAGGGCUGUGAGAAGACAGUUGUUCCCGAAUAAAUUGCCGAGUUAUGCGCCGAAAUUGAAAGCAAAAACCGCUCCACACAAAAAUGAUUUGGUGGAAGGGUGGGUGCUUCCUUUUAUGGGGUCAGAUCAGGCGGUAAUUCAGCGUUCACAACGCCUUUUUUAUGAAAAAGACUCCAAAAGGCCGGUUCAAGCCGAGACCUAUUUUACCGUCAAAUCUUUCAUGGGUGUUUUAACUAUGUCAUUAAUGGGCAUGAUUUUUUGGAUUUUUGCGCAAUUCCAGUGCGGACGAAAUUUAUUACUUAAGUAUCCGGAAAAGUUCAGCUUUGGAUUCUUCAGCCGCGUCCCUCCCACUGACGAGAAAAUUGAAAAGGUGCGUUUCAGCACAACUUUAUAUGGAGAAGGUUGGAAGGACAUGAUUCCUGACAGAAACAAUGAAUAUUCAACGCCUCCAAAUAAGGCAAUUGCGGCUAAAGUCAAAGGGAAACACCCUGGUUAUGGGGCUACGUGUGCAAGCUUGGUCCUUGCUGCCAUAACUGUUAUUACUGAGACUGAUAAAAUGCCACCCAGUGGUGGCGUCUACCCGCCAGGUUAUGCCUUUGCAAGAACGUCACUGAUUGAGCAGCUGGACCAAAAUGAAGUCCAUUUUCAAGUUUUGUUUGAAAAGGAUUUGUCCUAGAUAUUUAGCAGCUAGGGAGUGGUUUCAGAGUUUAUAUUAAUAUGUUUUGUAUUUGUGGUAUG